Messenger RNA from Prosopis cineraria, 6441 nucleotides. Its product is annotated as protein CHROMATIN REMODELING 5. Bases 548 to 5812 code for a protein of 1754 amino acids. The record is from RefSeq and is a predicted model, not a curated record. Gene Ontology annotation, biological process: nucleosome organization; regulation of transcription by RNA polymerase II. NCBI's taxonomy places the organism in Eukaryota, Viridiplantae, Streptophyta, Magnoliopsida, Fabales, Fabaceae. Gene Ontology annotation, cellular component: nucleus; chromatin. Gene Ontology annotation, molecular function: ATP hydrolysis activity; chromatin binding; ATP binding. The transcript has 31 exons.
CUCAUCGUCUAAUUUUUUUUCUCUCUGUCUCUCUCUAGAAAAAAAAUAAGGCGAAAGUCUUUUCAUUCUCUCUCUUCGCCCUUCAUCUGAACAAGCACCCCAUCGUCGAUUAAUCCAAAUCGCUUCAUCGCUUUUACACUUAAAAUCCGACGUUAACCUCGCCGCCGCCGCACUCGGCGAAUCUCUGCCUUGCCUCCGCUGUUGUUAACCAUUUAAAAAUCUCGCGGCGGGUCGUUAGAACCGAACGCUAUUUGCGACUUGUCCUUCUGUGAUAAACACCGCCGGUGAUUCAUUUUCCGGCGUCUCGCUGUCGGAGAAGGUGCGCACGAUUAUUAACAUGCGCACCGUUGGUCCUCGUGGUUCUUCUAUUUGACCGAAUUAGUGUAACCUGUGUUUUCUCUUUCUAUUGAUAGGAAGAUUCUGACCUUCUGGAAUUAGAAGAUAACAAAAUCACCUAGGGACGUAGAGCUGGCUAUAUUUAUUUUUGUCACCAUUACGGUGUGGAGAUAGAGGUAAAGAAGUUUGCAAGGAAGUCCCAUAUGGUUCUAUGGCUUUCUUCAGGAACUUUUCAAAUGAAACAGUUUCACAUAGUGUCCUGGAAGAAAAAGGCCAAGGACAAAAUGCUGAUAGAAUCCGCAAAUCAGUUGGCAACGAAUGUGCUGAUGCAUCUUCAAGUGAGAAAGAGUUCGAUAUGAACAUGGAUGCUCAGUAUCAUAGUGAUGGUGAACCAGAUGGUAGACUGCAAAAUGAGGCUACAGCUGAUGAAGUUGGUGACAUCCAGUCUACUGGAAGUAAAACUGCUAUGGUUGGAAGGUGGGGUUCAACUUUUUGGAAGGACUGCCAGCCUAUGAGCCAUCAGAAUGGGCAGGAAUAUGGGCAAGAAUCACAAAGUGGAUCAGACUAUAGAAAUGCAGAAGGGGCUGAAGAUAAUUCAUCAGAUGGAAGAGGGGAAAGAUUAGAUUCAGAAGAUGAUGAUGGACAGAAAGAAGCAGGAAAAGGUCCAAGAGGCCAUUCUGAUGUGCCUGCUGAGGAGAUGUUGUCUGAUGAAUAUUAUGAGCAGGAAGAGCACAGUGAUUCAUUGCAUUACAGGGGGAUUCAUCAACCGACUGGAUCAAAUUCGUGGCCUCAACAGAUGUCUAAUACUGUCAAUAGUCGUGCAAAUAGGAAUUCUAGGAUUUCAGAUGUUGUGGAAGAUGAUGAAGGUGAUGGUGAUAAUGAUAAUGAUGACGGUGAUGCUGAUUAUGAAGAGGAGGAUGAAGCAGAUGAAGAUGAUCCUGAUGAUGUGGACUUUGAGCCUGCCACAAGUGGUCGUUCUGCAAACAAGGAUAGAGAUUGGGAGGGUGAAGAAUCAGAUGAAGAUGAUGAUAUUAUUGAUAAUGUAGAUGUUUCAGAUGACGAUGAUACCUACUAUGCAAAAAAACCUUCGGGGAGGCAACGUGGUAAAGUGGGACGAACUGUAAAACCUACUAGAGAACGCAAAUCAUUUGCUGCACCUGCUCGGCAAAGAAAACCUAAAACAUCUUUUGAAGAGGAUGAAUCAACAGCAGAGGAUUCUGAGAGUGAAAGUGAUGAUUUCAAAAGCAUGAGAAAGAGAGGUGCUAAUGCUCGCAAGAAUAAUGUUCGUUCUUCUGCGGCUGCAAGUUUUUCUGGCCGGAACAGUGAGGUUCGCACAUCUAGCAGGACAGUUAGGAAGAAGGUGUCAUAUGUUGAAAGUGAAGAAAGUGAAGAAGCAGAUGAAGGAAAGAAGAAGAAGUCCCAAAAAGAAGAACUUGAAGAGGAAGAUGGUGACUCCAUUGAAAAGGUGCUUUGGCAUCAGCCUAAGGGCAUGGCUGAUGAGGCGCAGAGGAAUAAUAGAUCAACAGAACCUGUUUUAUGGAGUAAUUUGUUUGAUUCUGAACCUGAUUGGAAUGAGAUGGAAUUCUUAAUAAAAUGGAAAGGCCAGUCACAUUUGCACUGUCAAUGGAAGUCAUUUGCUGAACUUCAAAAUCUCAGUGGUUUUAAGAAGGUUUUAAAUUAUACGAAGAAAGUGACAGAGGACAUUAGGUACAGGAACACAAUUUCAAGAGAGGAGAUUGAGGUCAAUGAUGUGAGUAAGGAGAUGGAUUUAGAUAUUAUCAAGCAAAAUAGUCAGGUGGAAAGAAUCAUUGCAGAUCGAAUCAGCAAAGAUAAUUCUGGCAAUGUUAUUAUAGAAUAUUUGGUCAAGUGGCAAGGGCUAUCUUAUGCUGAAGUGACAUGGGAGAAGGACAUAGAUAUUGCUUUUGCUCAACAUGCUAUUGAUGAGUACAAGGCUCGUGAGGCUGCAAUGUCUGUUCAAGGAAAGAUGGUAGAUCUACAACGCAAGAAGAGUAAAGCAAGUUUGAGGAAGCUUGAUGAACAGCCUGAGUGGUUGAAGGGGGGGAAGCUUCGUGAUUAUCAACUUGAGGGUUUGAAUUUUCUUGUUAACAGUUGGAGAAACGACACAAAUGUUAUUUUAGCUGAUGAAAUGGGUCUUGGUAAAACUGUUCAGUCAGUAUCAAUGCUUGGUUUUCUUCAGAAUGCCCAGCAAAUCCAUGGUCCCUUUCUUGUAGUUGUCCCUUUGUCUACUUUGUCAAACUGGGCUAAAGAAUUCAGGAAGUGGCUUCCUGAUAUGAAUAUUAUUGUAUAUGUUGGUAAUCGAGCAGGGCGAGAGGUUUGUCAACAGAAUGAAUUUUAUAAUGAUAAAAAGGUUGGCAGGCUUAUAAAAUUUAAUGCCCUCUUGACUACAUACGAAGUGGUUCUGAAGGAUAAAGCUGUUCUCUCCAAGAUUAAAUGGAGUUAUCUGAUGGUUGAUGAGGCUCAUAGACUGAAAAAUAGCGAGGCUCAGCUGUACACUACACUUUCAGAGUUUAGCACCAAAAACAAAUUGCUUAUCACUGGUACUCCACUACAGAACAGUGUUGAAGAGCUAUGGGCUUUGCUUCAUUUCCUUGAUCCUGAUAAGUUCAAGAGCAAGGAUGAUUUUGUUCAAAACUAUAAGAAUCUGAGUUCCUUCAAUGAGAAUGAGCUUGCCAAUCUUCACAUGGAAUUGAGGCCUCACAUACUCCGAAGAGUUAUCAAAGAUGUAGAGAAAUCAUUGCCCCCAAAAAUUGAGCGUAUACUUAGAGUUGAAAUGUCUCCUCUUCAGAAACAGUAUUACAAGUGGAUUUUGGAACGUAACUUUCAUGAUUUGAACAAAGGAGUUCGUGGGAAUCAGGUUUCUCUGCUUAAUAUUGUGGUUGAAUUAAAGAAGUGCUGCAACCAUCCCUUCCUGUUUGAAAGUGCUGACCAUGGUUAUGGGGGGGACUCAGGAAGUAGUGAUAGCAGUAAGCUUGAGAGAAUUGUCUUCAGCAGUGGGAAGCUUGUCAUACUUGAUAAGCUACUUGUUAGAUUACAUGAGACUAAGCAUCGUGUUCUGAUUUUCUCUCAGAUGGUUAGGAUGCUGGAUAUACUGGCUGAGUAUAUGUCACUUAGAGGAUUUCAAUUCCAGAGGCUUGAUGGCAGUACAAAGGCUGAGUUACGACAGCAGGCAAUGGAUCAUUUUAAUGCACCUGGUAGUGAUGACUUUUGCUUCCUUCUUUCAACUAGAGCAGGAGGUCUGGGUAUCAAUCUUGCCACAGCAGACACUGUCAUAAUAUUUGAUUCAGACUGGAAUCCUCAAAAUGACCUCCAGGCCAUGAGUAGAGCUCAUAGAAUUGGGCAACAAGAAGUUGUUAACAUAUAUAGAUUUGUGACAAGCAAAAGUGUCGAGGAAGAUAUUUUGGAACGAGCUAAGAAAAAGAUGGUCCUCGACCAUCUGGUCAUUCAAAAAUUAAAUGCAGAGGGUAGACUGGAGAAGAAAGAAGCUAAAAAAGGAGGAGGUCUUUUUGACAAAAAUGAGCUGUCAGCAAUUUUAAGAUUUGGAGCAGAGGAGCUUUUUAAGGAAGAAAGAAAUGAUGAAGAGAGUAAGACGCGGCUUUUAAGUUUGGAUAUAGAUGAGAUUCUUGAAAGAGCAGAGAAGGUUGAAGAGAAGGAAGCUGAGGGAGAGCAAGGGCAUGAGUUAUUGAGUGCCUUUAAGGUUGCUAAUUUCUGCAAUGAUGAAGAUGAUGGGAGUUUCUGGAGUCGUUGGAUAAAACCUGAUGCCAUAGCCCAAGCUGAAGAAGCUUUGGCCCCACGUGCUGCAAGGAACAUUAAAAGCUAUGCAGAGGCCAAUCAAUCUGAAAGAAGUAGUAAACGAAAAAAGAAAGAACCAGAGCCUUCUGAGAGAGUUCAGAAACGCCGGAAAGCAGACUAUUCAGCUCCUGCAACACCAAUGAUUGAGGGAGCAUCAGCCCAAGUGAGAAGUUGGUCAUAUGGGAAUGUAUCUAAAAGAGAUGCAUUACGAUUUUAUCGUGCAGUUAUGAAAUUUGGGAAUGAGAGCCAAAUCCACUUAAUAGCUGCUGAGGUUAGUGGGCCAUUUGCAGCUGCUCCGCCUGAAGCUCAGAUUGAAAUUUUCAAUUCUUUAAUUGAUGGCUGUAAAGAAGCAGUGGAACUAGGAAGUAUGGACCCAAAGGGGCCUCUUUUGGAUUUUUUUGGUGUCCCAGUGAAGGCAAAUGAUCUGCUUAAUCGUGUUCAAGAACUCCAACUGUUAGCAAAGCGCAUUAGUAGAUAUGAAGAUCCUGUUGCACAGUUUCGUGUUUUAACAUACCUUAAACCUUCAAACUGGUCUAAAGGUUGUGGAUGGAAUCAAAUUGAUGAUGCAAGAUUGCUUCUUGGAAUUCAUUACCAUGGAUUUGGUAAUUGGGAAAAGAUACGAUUAGAUGAAAGGCUUGGCCUCAUGAAGAAGAUUGCACCAGUUGAACUUCAUCACCAUGAAACUUUCUUGCCACGUGCUCCCAAUUUGAGAGAUCGUGCUAAUGCCCUUUUGGAACAAGAGCUUGUUGUUCUGGGUGGUAAAAAUGCCAAUAGUAAAGGAGGUCGCAAGGCUUCCAAGAAGGAGAGGGAACAUCUUAUGACCAUUUCGGUGGCACGUGGGCCAGAGAAGAGAAAAUUAAGUUCUUCUAAAGUUAAUGUCCAAAUGAGAAAGGAUAGAUCCCUGAGGCCCCAGAGGAUUGAACCAAUAGUAAAAGAAGAGGGUGAAAUGUCUGACAAUGACGAAGUGUAUGAGCAGUUCAAGGAGGUAAAAUGGAUGGAAUGGUGUCAGGAUGUGAUGAUUGAUGAAAUGAAAACCUUGAAACGUCUUCACAGGUUGCAGACAACCAGUGCCAAUCUUCCAAAGGAAAAGGUGCUUUCCAAAAUCCGCAAUUACUUACAGCUUCUUGGGCUGAGGAUAGAUCAAAUUGUGUUAGAGCAUGAAGAGGAACCUUAUAAGCAAGAUAGGAUGACGACGCGAUUGUGGAACUAUGUCUCUACCUUCUCCCAUCUUUCAGGGGAGAGGCUGCAUCAGAUCUAUUCCAAGCUUAAACAGGAGCAACAAGAUGAAGCUGGGGCUGGCCCCUCUCACAUCAAUGGAUCGGUCUCUGGUCCAUUUGGGAGAAACCACCCUAGUUCAUUCUCUCGCCAUGUGGAGAGACAAAGAGGAUACAAAAAUGUGACUUCCUAUCAAAUGCCAGAACCAAUUCACAGUACAGGAAAAUCUGAGGCUUGGAAGCGGAGGAGGAGAGGAGAAGGUGAUGGUCAUUUCCAAGGGCAGCCACCAUCUCAGAGAGCUAUGGGUAACGGAAUCCAAACAUCUGACCCUAACUCACUGGGGAUUCUUGGGGCUGGACCAUCAGAUAGACGUCUCGUCAGCGAGAAACCUUAUCGGACACGACCUGGCGGGGCUCCUCCGAGACAGGGUUUCUCUUCCAGCAUAAAAUAGUCACGAUCGUGUGGAUGACAAUGGCUGAUUCUGGAGUGUUGGCAGUGGGCUAUUGGCCGUGCCCUCUGCAAUUUACACGGCUUCAGCUACUGUAUAUUCUCGGGAGUAUAUUUUUUGUCAACCCAUGGGAAUAAUGAGAUCUUGCAGAUCCUUUUUUUGGCCCCCUCUGGCUCACCUGAUGAAUCCCUAAACAUGGGAUUUGCAGCCUUGAAUGAGGUAGUUGAAGCCGACGAUGAUCUGGAUUGUGCAAAGAUGAAAGGAAGUUGUCUUGCACCACUUUUUUUUUCCUCAUUGUCAGCCUUUUGAUUUUCACCAUCCUCCCUUAAAGUUGAGCUCAGCAAGCGAAGUGGUUACGUAUAUAGCGAAAAUCUUGAAAAAAAUUUUCCCCCUUUUUUAAUCUUUACCUUUUAUAUCGACAUGUAUUAGGAAAGUGUAUAUUAUCAGUUUUGCAAUUUAAUUGAACUUGGUUGGCCUUGUGCAGGAUAAAAUUAUGUUAGCUUAUGCUCUCAGAAAUGUAUUCUUCUAAGUGAUUUCCACUGGUCCAUGAAAAAUGAAUUAUUGGAUUUUUCCCCCCUCCUAGGUUUACACGUGUACUCUGAAUUUUUUUUUUAAUAUAUCAAUUUUCACUA